GUGACAAACUUAAAAACAUAAUUAAAACAAAUCUAAAUUUAAAUAAAAAUUAAAAAAAAAAAUUAAAAUCGAAAUAAAAUUGGAGAAAUAAGGAACCAAGAAAAUAAAAUUAAUUAAGAUUUUUUAAAAAAAUAUAUUCAAUUCAAAUAACUAUUAAUUGCGAUAUCAAUAAACUAAACUUUAAAUUAUAAAAAAUAUGACAAAAUAAUAGAAAAAAAUCUGCCAUUUAUAUAGAAAAUUAUAUAAAACUUUAUAAAAUACUAUCAAAUAAUAAAAUUCCAUUAAGUGAUUUAAAAGAAGAAAUCUUUACUUUCAUCAUGAUACCAAAAUUGAUAUGUCUAUUACUGACCCUAUGGCUGGCAGCAGUAAGCCUACCCUCCGCCCAAGCCAUACCCAGCGAUGUUUACUUAAAAAUGUUUGCCGCCCAGGCUCCCUCAGAUCCCUGCUACGAUGAUGAUAAGGCCCGUAAAUGUAUACCGGAUUUUGUAAAUGCCGCCUAUGGAGCUCCUGUACUAGCCUCGAGUACUUGUGGCAUGGAUAAACCACAAAGAUAUUGUGAAACUGCGGCCUCUACUUUAACCGGCAGCAUGUCUCAGGAUAUGACUUGUAAUAUAUGUGAUAAUAGUAAUCCCCAAAAGAGAUUUUCUUCUCUGGCUUUAACCGAUUUAAAUAAUCCCAAUAAUGUCACCUGUUGGCGUUCAGAACCUAUAGCACCCGUCUCUAAUCCCAAUGCGCCACCGGAUAAUGUUACUUUAACUUUGUCUUUAGGCAAGAAAUAUGAGUUAACCUAUGUUAGUUUACAAUUUUGUCCCAAAGCUCCUAAGCCCGAUUCUAUAGCUAUAUACAAAAGUUCAGAUUAUGGCAAAACCUGGCAGCCAUUUCAAUUUUAUAGUUCCCAGUGUAGAAGGGUAUAUGGACGUGCUAAUCGCGCCACUAUUAAUAAACAUAAUGAACAAGAGGCUAGAUGCACCGAUUCUCAUCGUCAUACCAGUGAUAUAAUGGGUGGUCUGCAGGGUUCACGCAUAGCCUUUAGUACUCUAGAAGGUAGACCCUCAGCUAAGGAUUUAGAUGCCUCUCCCGUAUUACAAGAUUGGGUUACCGCCACCGAUAUUAAAGUCAUAUUUCAUCGCCUACAAAUGCCUGACGCUAAUGCUCUUAUAACUUUGGAUAAUCCAGGAGAAAAAUCAUCAGAUGCUAAAUCGGGCAAAUACAAUGAACCCAAUUCUUUGAUAAUUAACUCUCUCGAUCAAACUAACUCCAUAAUAGGGGGUUCUUCUUCGGCUCUAGCUGCCUCAUCGGGUCUACACUAUGCUGUUUCGGAUUUUUCAGUGGGUGGACGUUGCAAAUGUAAUGGUCAUGGCUCUAAGUGCAUUACUGAUCAUCAUGGCUUAUUGACCUGUGAAUGUAAACACAAUACCGCCGGCCGCGAUUGUGAACGUUGUAAACCAUUCCAUUUUGAUCGUCCCUGGGGUCGUGCCACGGCACGUGAUGCCAAUGAAUGUAAAAGUAAGUGUUAAUUAUUCUAAUCAAAUCUAAAUUUUACCAUGCGGAGUAAGUAAACCCAUCGCCAAGCUAUUGACUAUAAUUUCCAUAAUAAUUUAUCACUUUUAAUAAUUUCUCUCAAUGUU
Messenger RNA from Lucilia sericata (common green bottle fly), 1628 nucleotides. Its product is annotated as netrin-A-like. Bases 318 to 1517 code for a protein of 399 amino acids. Lineage: Eukaryota; Metazoa; Arthropoda; Insecta; Diptera; Calliphoridae. The record is from RefSeq and is a predicted model, not a curated record. The transcript is spliced from 2 exons.